Gavia stellata (red-throated loon) is the source of this 3225-nucleotide messenger RNA. It is a transcript of the gene MTMR9, whose product is annotated as myotubularin related protein 9. The transcript has 10 exons. The record is from RefSeq and is a predicted model, not a curated record. Bases 17 to 1669 code for a protein of 550 amino acids. NCBI's taxonomy places the organism in Eukaryota, Metazoa, Chordata, Aves, Gaviiformes, Gaviidae. Gene Ontology annotation, biological process: negative regulation of autophagy.
CCCUCUGCUAGUGAGCAUGGAGUUUGCGGAGCUGAUCAAGACCCCUCGAGCGGAUAACGUCGUCCUGCACCGUCCUUUCUACCUGGCCGUGGAGGGGACUCUGUGUUUGACUGGCCAUCACCUCAUUUUUUCUUCACGGCGUCAAGAUAAUGCUGAGGAGCUGUGGCUGCUGCACUCCAACAUUGAUUCUAUUGAAAAAAGGUUUGUGGGCUCACUGGGUACCAUCAUUAUAAAAUGCAAAGAUCUGCGGAUUAUCCAGCUGGAUAUACCUGGAAUGGAGGAGUGUUUGAACAUCGCUAGCUCUAUAGAGGCACUUUCCACUUUGGAUUCUGUCACUCUCAUGUAUCCCUUCUUCUACCGGCCCAUGUUUGAAAUCAUUGAAGAUGGCUGGCGCUCUUUUCUGCCUGACCAAGAAUUUGAGCUCCUCAGUUCGGUGACAGAUGAAUGGCGCCUGAGCUGCAUCAAUAAGGAAUUCUCUGUUUGUCCCUCCUACCCUCCGGUUGUCAUUGUCCCCAAAUCCAUUGAUGAUGAAGCGCUUCGGAAAGUUGCCAUGUUUCGUCAUGGCAGUCGCUUCCCAGUCCUCAGCUAUUAUCAUAAGAAGAAUGGGAUGGUCAUGAUGCGAAGUAGCCAGCCUCUUACAGGUACGAAUGGGAGACGGUGUAAAGAAGAUGAGAAGCUUAUUAACGCCACGCUACGGCCUGGCAAGCGUGGCUACAUCAUUGAUACGAGGUCCUUGAACAUUGCCCAGCAGGCCAGGGCCAAAGGAGGGGGCUUUGAACAAGAAGCGCACUAUCCCCAAUGGAGAAGGAUUCAUAAAUGUAUUGAGAGGUUUAAUAUUCUGCAGGAAAGCCUCAUCAAACUUGUGGAAGCUUGUAAUGACCAGUCACACAAUAUGGACCGCUGGCUCAGUAAACUGGAAGCUUCCAACUGGCUGACACACAUCAAGGAGAUACUAACUGCAGCUUGUCUAGCUGCUCAGUGUAUUGAUAGGGAAGGUGCAUCAGUGUUAGUCCAUGGGACUGAAGGAACUGAUUCAACACUCCAGGUAACUUCUCUGGCACAGAUUAUCUUGGAUCCAAGGUGCAGGACCAUACGUGGCUUUGAAUCUCUUGUUGCGAGGGAGUGGCUGCAGGCUGGUCACCCUUUUCAGCAGCGCUGUGCCCAAUCAGCCUAUUCAAAUAGCAAGCAGAAAUGGGAGGCCCCAGUGUUUCUCCUCUUUUUGGACUGUGUGUGGCAAAUCCUUCGUCAGUUCCCUUGCUCUUUUGAAUUCAACGAACAGUUCCUCAUUAUGCUCUUUGAACAUGCUUAUGCUUCACAGUUUGGGACUUUCCUGGGAAACAACGAAAAUGAAAGGUCUAAACUGAAGCUGCCGCAAAAGACUAUGUCCCUGUGGUCCUGGGUGAACAGGUCUGAAGAGCUGAGCAAAUUCCAGAAUCCUCUUUUUGAGGCCAACAGCCUUGUCAUCUGGCCCUCCGUUGCCCCACAGAGCCUGCAGCUCUGGGAAGGUGUCUUUCUUCGGUGGAACAGGCCUUCCAAGUUCCUAGACGAAGCCCAUGAAGAAAUGAUCAACAUUAUAAAAUACAACAAGGAACUUCAGGCAAAGGUUAAUGCAUUGAGGAGGCAGCUAGCAGAGAUGGAAACAGAUGAUAGGAUGCAGGAGAACCUGUGAGCUGGCAGGGCUUUGCCUCAGGUCUUUCCUUUCCAGUCCCCUUUACGUGAAAGACUAAACAUGGAAAGCGCAUAUAUUGCAGAGCCCUCUGGGCACAGUCGAUCCUCAGUCCUCCCACUGCUGAAACCUUCACUUCACACUAUGUACCUCCCUGCUUUUUGGGGGGAAUUUUUGUUUUGUUUACAGAAGACAUACACAACUGGGCAUAGUGUCCUCUCUUGGCAGCUUUUCUGUCUCAAAAUCAUGUAUAGUGUCAGCAGAAGCUGGAACCCUUACCUCCACCCAACUGUAUGGACGACCAGGAUGGGCCAAGAGACAGGAUGUUUCAAAUUAUUUUGGACUUUCUCUGAUUUUGUUGAACUCUAAACAUUUGGCAGGAUUAAAAUACGAAGUUAUGUAUAGAUAGGAAAAGGCAUCUUGUCUGAAAGCACCUUUCUCUCCAAGAGUGAGUCAGGCAGCGUUGUUCUUUAGUUUCCUAGAAAAACUAGAAAAUGGUAUAUCUAACUACAAGUUCUACCAGUCUAUAUGAUACUCUCAUAGCCUUCACAUCUAACACUUGUUUUUUUGUUAAGCGUGGGCUUGGGAGCAGUAAGUCGAAUACCAAACCAGAGCAAGAAAUUUCAGUGCAAUACAGAACUGAAGUAGAGAUUCUGCUGCUAAUGUUUAAGCCAUGACCUUCAGAUGGAAUUGUCCCUCAUGAACAAGUAUCUCAUAAGGAAUAACGAACUUUUUUAUUCUACCUGGAAAACAAAAAUGUUAAGUAGUUGGCGGAGGUGUUCAUUUGCAAAACAGUGGCUCAGAGCUGUCCUUUUAACUAGAGCCAAGUUGCCCUCUUGAAACUUCGAACUGCGCUGACUGGUUUUGUACACCUGAACAGCUUCACAGCAUUGCUAGGGUGCAAGAGCAGCACUUAAUCUACAGCUCAGCAAAACACUUGCUCCACCUGGUGUGCUUUUUCCUCUUGUGCUCUUACAAUACAUUUUGUGAAACAUCAAAAGCAGAAGUUGGGAGUUAAGGUGAUCUAACUUAUCAGGUAGCUGCUGCAGAUUAAGAAGCCGUCACACUACAAAAAUGCUAAUAGUUUAGAUCAUUUGUAGCUGCUAAAACUGCUUACAGACUUUAGGGAUAAGCUUUUUUCCAAGUAACUUUGUAUUUUGUAGCUGAUCUUUGUGUUUCUGUGGCUGCAAUCUGCUCUUUUUAUAAAAUCAGUUUUUGCUAGAGAUUUUGUCUCCUUUAAAAAGACCAGUAAGAGUGGGUCUGAAAUACUAACUCACCUAGACACUUGUUCAGCUUGAUUCCACUCAUAGCUGUACAUGACUGAGAAGACUUGAAUUAACAACAGUGCAUGUGGCUGGGAUUAUCUUAAAAGGCGCUUGCUGUUAGCCUAUUUCUGCUAAAAUGAAUGGAGCUGCGUUAGGUCAGCGUUGAUCUCUUUAGAAACUGUUGAGCUUCUGUGACAAUUUAUGCUGUUUCAGAAUGAAGCUGCCUUUUAUUUAAAAGCCACUUCACAUAAAGAUAUAUGUGAAAAUGGAGGAACUUUAGUUGUAGAAGUACCU